AUGGCUCCACCAAAGUACGCCGAUCUUAAUAAACAAGUAUCAGAUAUAUUUAAUAAAGGCUUUUUUUUCAAUGUAUUCAAACUCGACGUUAAAACACGUUCGGCUAAUGGAGUUAAUUUCAAUGUAGUCGGUGAACACAAUACCGAAACAGCAAGAACCUUUGGUAGUCUCGAAAGCAAAUAUGUUGUUCCAAAAUAUGGCUUAACAUUUUUGGAAAAAUGGAAUACAGAUAAUGUGCUUAAAUGUGAAAUAACAGCCGACGAUCAAUUAGCUCAAGGUUUCAAAAUUACUUUCGAUGCUACUCUGGUGCCGCAUACAGGAAAAAAAGCUGCUGAACUUCGUACAACUUAUGUUCAUGAUAAGGCUCAAGUCGAAGCAAAUAUUGGUUCUGACGCUACGGGUCCAACACUUAAUGGAGCUAUUGUAUUAGGACACCAAGGCUGGUUAGCUGGAUAUCAAUAUGUUUAUAGCACCGGUAAAGCAAGUUUAACAAAGAGUAAUUUCGGUCUUGGAUACAAAGCAAAAGAUUUUACAUUGUUCGCUAACUUAAAUGAUGGAAAUGAAGUUGGCGGUAGCGUCUAUCAUCGUGUAAACGAUAAACUUGAAACUGGUGUUCAAUUAGCAUGGACAACAGGUACCAAUCAGACACGAUUUGCGGUUGCAUCAAAAUAUCAACUUGAUUCUCAAACUGCAAUUGGUGCUAAAGUCAACAAUAUUUGCCAAGUCGGUCUUUCGUUUCAACAACUUCUUCGUCCAGGAUUUAAAUUAACAUUAUCGACUUUAUUUGAAGCUCGAAACUUAAAUGCUGGUGGACACAAAGUUGGUUUGGGACUUGAACUCGAAAGUUAA
Rotaria socialis is the source of this 849-nucleotide messenger RNA. The record is from the annotation of a GenBank genome assembly. NCBI's taxonomy places the organism in Eukaryota, Metazoa, Rotifera, Eurotatoria, Philodinida, Philodinidae.